AUGGCCAGGAAGAAGAACAAGCAGAGGAAGGACCCCCCAGAUGGGGGCAAUGGCGACCCCAGCGGCGGCAUUGUCGCGCCCCUUGGCCCGGGGCUGGACGGGCCCGGCCCUGCCUCCAAGAAAGACGUUGUCACAACCACCGCCACCAACACCAACACCAACACCAACAACACCAGCGCCAGCACCGGAUCCAAUUCAAGGCCUAGGGCCGCUGCGCCCGCAGUGCCCCAGCCGCCAGCUUCUCCUGCCCUCAUCAUAUGUCGGAACAAACACUGGCGUUACAUCUCUUCCUUUCACGGGCCAUGGCUGCAGCUUCCCCACGAGAUCCUCGAGACCCUCGUUAACAUCAACUACAACACGCCCCGCCCCCGCCCAAUCGACCCCGCCGUCUUCUACGACCUGGUCAAGAUCCGCCGACUCGUCGACGAUGCGACCGACCUCGCUGUCCGCGCCGCAAGUGGCGUCGUAUCCCUCAAUAGCCUGAAUAACUCCCACCCUGCUGCCGCCCUGGGGCUGGGCUUUGGCGGGGGGAACCAGCCAAAGCUAAGCCCCGAGCGCAAGCACAAAUUACGGGAGCAGGCGACCCAGAAACUGGCCAGGGCAUAUCGACUCGACGAAAUAGCAUGUAGUGUGGCCACAAUGCAGAGCGCAUCGGCCCUUGAGGACGUCGCGAGUUUGGUGUUGAAGAGGGACCCCAACAAUCUGGAUGCUAAGUACGUGCACUUUUUCCAUGAAAAGAUCCCCAGCCGCCAGCUGGCCGAAUCGACAAGCUUGGACACCUUAGACGACGUGAUAUCAGGACAACAGUCCGAAGGCGAACCCCUAAGGACACGGGCGACCGUGCGCGUCUUCAAGGAGGACUAUGAUGGUGCCGCCAGGGACUUGACGGAGGCCCUGCAGGUGUUCCGGGCACACAAGGCCCACAGCAUGGCCGGUAAGUCGAGGCAACUCCAAGUAGUCGAGCCUGGCGGGCGGCGGCUGGACGUCAAACUAGACGAGGAUCAGCAGCCAAGCAGCCUGGAGAUACAACUCCUAUUUGCACGCGCCGGUGUCUAUCUCAGCAUAGCUUGUUUACAUGUGAAUGAGGCCCUACUACCCAUACCGACGGCCGCUAAGUCAAAAGACCCGGAGAGCGAGAACAUCGCACAGCCGACAGACGGUCUUGGAGACCAAGCAGACGUGGGAGAUGGGGCUGGGUCAGGAACCUCAACGCCCGCAACGGAUGCGCUACCCCCCGAGCUCACUUCGGCAGAGAAAGAGUCGCAGAGGCGCGUGCUUGAGGCCAGAAAGUUCGUCAAGUCCAAUGCCAAGAAGGCGCUUCGGGACUACAUGGCCUACCUGUCCAACUUUGACUACUCACCAAAUCUGCCCACAGAUAUCGCCGAGGACUUCACGAGGAAGGUGAAGGCCGGAAAGAACAAAGGCAGGCGGCCAGCUUCUCACAUACGCAGUGAUUCUCCUAGUGGUGGAAUCGCCCACACCGUUUAUACACUGAAUGAGCUCUUCGCCGCGACGCCUCCAGCGGACCUACCACCUUACCCUCCUACGGACGUCACGUUGGCGGGACCGGAACCAGGCAUUGAGGCGACAUAUGUUGGGACGACCAUGGAGCUGGUGACAUACCACCCACUCAUGACAGACGCGCUGCAUGCUCUGCUCCUGUGUCACGUUCUCGUGCAGACCUCAACAAAGGAACUGCAACGUCACGCGUACAUGGUUGCGCGCCUCGCCCGGCUCGCAGACGGCUACCCGAUGUUCCAGGCGAGUCGGAGCCCAGCACGCGCAGAUUGGAUCGAGGUCCUCCGUAGAGGCGAGAACUGGAUCGGCCUGGCGGUGCCGUGGGAAAGCCUGUGCGCAGCUGCGCCGCUGUACCCCGGGCAGAGCUCCCAGAACAACGGCCCCAAUCCCAGUUCUAAGCAAGGCCAGAAGGCCCUGCCCGCGCCUGAGGCGGUGAGAGAAGUCAAGAAGGACAUCGACGACGAGGACCGUGAAAGGAUCAACCAGCAGGCCUUGAUGCGAGCCAUCGAAGACGACCGCGUCGGCGACGAGGCGACGCUUCGCGCGGCAAUCAGCGCGCACCGGAAGCGGGCCGAGGAUGACCUGAGGGCGGAGCGAAUGGACGGCAGCGGCGAAGCCAACGGCGCCAUCGUCCCAGUCGCCAACGGCGGGUCCAAGCCCGCCUCGCCGGCCCCACAUGAACCGGGCAGCGACAAGGCCCCGUCCUCGUCGUCCUCCAGCGGCCGCGCCCCCUCGCCCGGAACGGCGCACCGCCGCUGGGCCAUGGACGAGGGCCGCGAGUACCCCAUCCUGACAGAGCGCGCCUCGGCUGUGGCGCGCUGGCUCCGCGAGGCCCCUCCCGGGGCCGGGUGGUCGUGGUGGUCACUCCAAGAAGAAGAAGAAAGCUGCCGCCCCUGCUGCUUGAAGCGGCUGUAUACAGAUAAUGGGCGUAGAAUUCUAAAAAGCAUUGCUGAAGAUGACUGA
Messenger RNA from Diaporthe citri, 2481 nucleotides. RefSeq lists its product as uncharacterized. NCBI's taxonomy places the organism in Eukaryota, Fungi, Ascomycota, Sordariomycetes, Diaporthales, Diaporthaceae. The record is from RefSeq and is a predicted model, not a curated record. The coding region runs from base 1 to 2481 and encodes 826 amino acids. The transcript is spliced from 2 exons.